CCGAGUGCACCCCGGCUCUGCUGGAGAGGGACCGAGACAACCGCCGGCGCCUGCAGGACCCCUGAGCCGGACGCCGCUAGCUGGCCUCAUGUCUGCACUGCAGCUGAAGCAUGUGGGAGCCUUUUACCCUCUUCCUGCUGCUUAUGUCGCUCCAGGGAACAGCAGAGGCGAGCUCCUCGGAGAAGUCAGCCAAGGACAUGUUUGCGGCCUGGAGGCAGUACCAGCAGGAGUGUGAGCGCAGCAUGGCCGAGGAGCCGGAACCCACAGGCCUGGUGUGUAACCGGACUUUUGAUAUGUACGCCUGCUGGGGGGACACUCUGCCCAACACCACCGCCAUGGUGCCCUGCCCGUGGUACCUGCCCUGGCAUCACCACGUUCGUGGCGGGUUCGUGAUGCGGCUCUGCGGCCCGGCUGGCCAGUGGGUGACGGACGAGUCGGGGCUGCCCUGGAGGGACCACUCGCAGUGCGAGGAUCUCAGCACAGACCACCCCUUCCAGAAGCAGGUGCGGUUCCUGGAGCAGUUCCGGCUGAUGUACACCGUGGGCUACUCCCUCUCGCUGGUCUCCCUGCUGCUUGCCCUGCUGCUGCUCCUGGCUUUCAGGAAGCUGAGAUGCACCCGCAACUACAUCCACGUGAACCUCUUCCUCUCGUUCAUGCUGCGGGCCGUCUCCAUCCUCACCCGGGACGCCCUCCUCCGCGUGCGCUUCUCCAAGGACCUGCGGCACGAGGGGGACCUCUUCCAUCUCCUCGGGGACCAGGCUGCCGCCGGCUGCCGCCUGGCUCAGGUCCUGACCCAGUACUGCGUCGGGGCCAACUACUACUGGCUGCUGGUGGAAGGGCUCUACCUGCACAACCUACUUGUGCUGAUGGCCAUCUCGGAGGAGAGCUGCUUUGUGGGCUACUUGCUUGUCGGAUGGGGAGCCCCCAUCCUGUUUGUCAUUCCCUGGGUGAUCAUCAGAUACCUCUAUGAAAACAACCAGUGCUGGGAGAGAAAUGAUAACAUGGCCUAUUGGUGGAUUAUCCGCUGCCCCAUCCUGCUGGCCAUCCUGGUUAAUUUUGUCAUAUUCCUCCGUAUCAUUAAGAUCCUGGUCUCCAAACUCCGGGCUCACCAGAUGCGCUACACGGACUAUAAGUUCAGGCUGGCCAAGUCGACGCUGACCCUGAUCCCGCUGCUGGGCAUCCAUGAGGUGGUGUUUGCCCUGGUGACGGAGGAGCAGGCCCAGGGGACGCUGCGCUACGUCAAGCUCUUCUUUGAGCUCUUCCUCAGCUCCUUCCAGGGUCUUCUGGUCCAGUCUGAGAUCCGGAGGAAGUGGCAGAGGUGCCAGUUGGGCGCGAACCUGCUGGAGAAACCCGGCCACAGCUGCAGCCACGGGCCGUCCUGCCGCUGCCAGCAGGGCAAGGCCUCGGAGGGGGGCUGCCCCCGGCGCCCCAGCCCCCCGGGGAAGAGGGGAGCAGAGGCGGAGUCCAACUGCAGCUCGGAGAACUCCACGGGCGGCUCCCAGCUGCAGCAGCAGCAGCGCCGCCCCUACGCCAGUACCGCGGGCAGCAAAUCCUACUGCUACAUCCCGGUCCAGACGCAGCCAGCGGGCAGGCUGGGGGGCAAGGAACUGCUCCCCAGUGCCAGGGAGCCUGGGGACAACAAGAUCUCGGAGAGCUGUUGCUAA
Chrysemys picta bellii (western painted turtle) is the source of this 1664-nucleotide messenger RNA. NCBI's taxonomy places the organism in Eukaryota, Metazoa, Chordata, Testudines, Emydidae. The record is from RefSeq and is a predicted model, not a curated record.